GUCAAAUUCCUCUUUCUAGAAUCUCCAGCGACAACACCGUAAGCUUCUAGCGGUUUAAUAGUCUCAGGCCACUUUACACGGAGGCAUUAACAUGGUCAGACACGUUGUUGUCCCCACCAUGCUGGCUGCGGCGGUCAUGGCAUCAUCAUGUCUCGCCAGCCCAUGCUCACCAUCAUACCCUACCAAAACAACGUCACCAACAGGCAGUUCAUGCUCCACCAGGUCCGUCUGCGCCGACUACUUCAAAACCUGCACUGGGGCGGGGGGUACUUCGAUAGUGAUCCCUUACGGCGGUUGCUUUGCCGACUGCACGCCAUGGCCGACGUUCACCGAGCCCCCAUGCCCGACUGUGACUUCUUCUUCUUCUUCUUCCAGCUGCACGAACACGAUCAGCGUGUGUGUGGAUUAUCUCCAGACCUGCACGGGGACGUCCGGCACUGCCAUCGGGAUUCCUUACGGGGGAUGCUUUCCGGACUGCAAGCCCUGGCCGACGUUCACGCCACCGCCAUGUCCCACGAAAUAAGCAAGGGUAUAGUGUCACCGCUGCACGAUUUUCAGGCCUUUUCGAAGCGAAUAGAAAAGAAAUGGGUUAUGGACAGUCGCCGAAAACCAAUGUGAUACUUCCUGGUGAAAGAGUGUUUGCCUGGAUAGUGGGGUAGAAGCGCUAUAGGAUUUCAGCUUACGCUUGAAUGUCGAAAUGUAUUCGUCAGUAGGCCCAAGAAAUUCUGGAGACGAAGUCAUGUGACGGGAACUAGUCUCGUUCUUCUUUUCUUUUUUCCCACCUG
Molecule: messenger RNA, 785 nt
Organism: Microdochium trichocladiopsis
Lineage: Eukaryota; Fungi; Ascomycota; Sordariomycetes; Xylariales; Microdochiaceae
Exons: 3
Coding region: 148-618 (156 amino acids)
Source: RefSeq, a predicted model, not a curated record